Messenger RNA from Ricinus communis (castor bean), 2174 nucleotides. RefSeq names its product protein DYAD. NCBI's taxonomy places the organism in Eukaryota, Viridiplantae, Streptophyta, Magnoliopsida, Malpighiales, Euphorbiaceae. The transcript is spliced from 10 exons. The coding region runs from base 282 to 1793 and encodes 503 amino acids. The record is from RefSeq and is a predicted model, not a curated record. Gene Ontology annotation, biological process: meiotic sister chromatid cohesion; reciprocal meiotic recombination; meiotic cell cycle.
GCCUGUGCCUGUGCCUGUGCCUGUGCCUCUCCGUCUAAAAUAAAACAAAAUAAUAUAAAUAUAUAAUUGGUUUUUUUAAUUUCCCUACUGCAAAAACAAAACAGAAUAUCAGAAUUUUUGGCUACAGUAUGUGUCGGCCCACAUCUCCUUCCUUCCCUUCUCUCCCUCAACAACAUAUAUCUAAAUCCCACUACUAACUCUCAAAGGAAUCCAAUUUUCUUCUCAGAGGAACACUAUCAUUGGAACACUGGCUUUUGGACUAUGGAAAUGUUUGCUUGUUGAUGUCGAGAUCAUAUAAAGGUGAUCCAGAACCAUAUGAUAGUACCAAAAAAGGGCUGUGUUUGUUGGAGCUAAGACGCAACGGGAUGGUGCAGUGGGGUGUUUGUGGGCGAGUUGCAUCAGUUGACCAGCAUGACGGAAAUAACCCGCAAAUUUCAUCCUCCGUUGUCAAAGAAGAGCAAAAAGAUGAUGAAGAAACUGCAACAGCAGUAUCUGUUGUGUUGCCCAAGCUGCGGAAGAGGAAAAACAUUAGUUAUUGCCAACCUAAAGAAGCUAGAGCUGCAAAAUGUUCAAAUCAAACUCAGAUUAGCACUAAUAAGCCUAUUAAGCAUGCAAAUUCCGUCCCUUGCAAAAAAGAGAAUUCUACAUCCAGCAAAAAGCAGAAUUUUAUAGACAGAUGGUCCAUAGAGAGGUAUAAGCUGGCAGAGAAAAGUAUGUUGGAGGUCAUGAAGGCUGAAGGGGCUGUGUUUGAGAAUCCCAUUUCCCGGCCGGUACUGAGAGUGGCAGCUCGUAAAUACAUUCCUGACACUGGACUCUUGGACCACCUACUGAAGCACAUUGACGGUAAGGUAGCUCCAGGUGGCACUGACCGCUUUCGCCGUUGUUUCAACACUGAAGGGAUAAUGGAGUAUUGGCUGGAGAGUGCUGACUUGGUUAAAAUUAAGCGUGAGGCUGGGGUGCCCGAUCCAACUUGGGUUCCUCCAGCUAGCUGGAUGCAUGGUGGUGUUGCUAUUCGAGAGUCUGUUUCUGCUGGAGAAUUGACCCUUCUUAAAGAGGAAAUAGCAAAACUGAAGAGGGAUAUGGAUGAGCUGUCAUCGAAGAACCAAGAGCAAAAUCGGGUUAAUCCAGUCGAGGAGAUGCACAAGGAAUUGAUGAAAUGGAGAAGUAAGACUGAUGAGCACCUGCUGGAGAUUUCAAGUUCUUUGCGCGGUAUACAGGACAUGUACCGGGAAUUGAUGACAUGGAAGUCCAAGACUGAACAACAGCUUAUGGAAAUGUCACAUUCACUGACCAGUAUGCAGGCUCCAAAAAAAUGCACCACCUUCAGCCCAGUUUCUGAGAGAUGGGAGGACUGGUUGGAGAGUACCAACUUGGAUACUAUUCAGGGGGAGGACUUUGCACCAUGGUUAGGGAGCACUGAUCUCGUUAACGUUGGGAAAGAUAAUGCAGUGCAGGAAUGUUCAGCACCACAACCUUGGAUGAAACAAUGUGAUAGUCCCUCUCAGGGACCUGUUUGUGCUAGAGAGCUGGAAUUGCUCAAGGAAGAAAUGGCAAAAGUGAAAAGGGAUGUACAAGACCUGCUACCGAAGAGGGCGGAAGAUGCUCAAGCUAGUGUCACGUCUGUCUCAUUUGCUAGUAACAAUUAUAAGUUUGAUCUCGACAAUCCAUUUGUUCUUUUUCAGGAAAUGUUCAAGGAGCUGGUGAAAUGGAAGGCUAAGAUGGAGGAGCAGAUGCUGGAGAUAGCGAAUUCUGUUAAUACGAUGCAGGCAUCAAAGCAAUAUAAUACUAGCUGAAGCACAUAAGGAGAGGAUAGGAUGUUAGUUUAGCUGUCCUAUAGUUUUAGAGAAGAGUAGCUGUCUCUAUAGUAGUAGGAUUAAUAUAUUUUGUACAGGUUUUACUGGCUGACAUAGGAGCUGCCGGUUUAGAAUUAUGGAACCAUUGGAAAGACAUGUGAGCAUUGUGUUCAGUCUUGUAAUGAAACUUACCCACACCCCAAACUUACCCACAUCGUGAGCUGCUGCUGCUGCUAUGGAUGAAGAAACUGGUGAUGUUUUGUGUUAGUAAAUGUGAUAUCAGCCUGACUGAAUGAUAUUAAGUAGGCAUAUGUUAAUUUAAGAUUAAAACCCUUUGAUAUUGUAAUAUACAGCAAUAUUAAUUUAAUUUUAAUUUUAAUA